Periophthalmus magnuspinnatus is the source of this 2552-nucleotide messenger RNA. Its product is annotated as thyroid hormone receptor alpha. Lineage: Eukaryota; Metazoa; Chordata; Actinopteri; Gobiiformes; Gobiidae. Gene Ontology annotation, molecular function: RNA polymerase II cis-regulatory region sequence-specific DNA binding; nuclear receptor activity; zinc ion binding. The transcript is spliced from 11 exons. The coding region runs from base 1240 to 2481 and encodes 413 amino acids. Gene Ontology annotation, biological process: negative regulation of transcription by RNA polymerase II; retinoic acid receptor signaling pathway; cell differentiation. The record is from RefSeq and is a predicted model, not a curated record.
GUUUCCCAGCUUGAGGCAGAACGUAGAAAGUGUCAUUUUACGACAGUGAACGCAGCGGGACAGCUUUAUGGGGACGGCGGUGCAAGACUUUCCAUACCAGGAAUCCAUUAUCCAAGAUACUCAGCAAUCCCAUGUUGAACUCAGCCAAGACAGGCCUUCAUCUACUCAUAAUCAGGUGCUUCUAAAGACAAAGGCCUCCCACAUGUGAACAGGCAGAGCUCACACCUUCUCUGAUGGACACUGGACAAGUACCAGCAUUUUCAUUUAAGAGAUCCCCGAGUGAAGACAACACAAACAUUGAUACAACAGCAGUACCUCACAGUCAACCUCUCACCUUUCUCAGAUCCAGUCAAAGCCCUCUACUCGACUUUCUACCUCCAAGAGAAAGAAAAAAAAACACAAUAGGGAAUUUAUUUUCUGCUAUCGUAUCUCUCUUACUUUAUUGUGCAUCAUACUAUCCCUAUACCUCAGGGAAAGUGUCCCACUGCCUACCUCUUCCACCGACAGCCAACCUACUGGAAACAACUCCACAACUCUGACCUCUCUGUGCUGGAAGCGUGACAGAACCGCAGUUGCCUCUCAAACUCACAACACCACAACUGUGACCACCACCUGCGACCUUUGACUUAUCUGACAGCUCUCUGAUAAAAACACACAUGAACCUCAAGAAAGCAUAGCUACCACCCACCGGCAGCUACACACUCACUGUAAUAUCAUCCACUGGUUGUAAUGAUAACAAUAUUUCUGGUAGGCUAUUACAAUAUACCUCAAGACACAGAAGGGAACAGCGACUUGCUCAGUGCAUUACUUCUCUACACCUCAGUAUCUGCCCAUUUGCCUUAGAGGCAGAGGUACAGCAACAGUAGCCAAGGAGGCCUCCCGGAGAACAAGCUACAGCACUCAGGAGUUGAACCAGCCGGAAGCUUCACAGCAGUUGCCCUGUAGCAUUCAUCAACACGUGUCCAUAUUCACUCAACUCAGGGGAAGGCACAACUACACCAGACCCAUACCUUCAGAAAAACAAGCCAGCAUUUGAAGUGAAGAGAAGAAUGCAAUGUUUGUACUUUCUUCCUACGAUGUCCCGCCCUCCGUGCUUCACUCAGCCAGUCUCUGUUGAGAUUCUCCGAUGGCUCUCUAUUGAAGGGGCUGCCAGCGAAUGCUAAAGAGGCUGGCGAAGUGGGAGUCCAGCCUGUUGUCCUGUGAUUGGCUGCUGGACCAGACCAAGGCCACAUAGAGCCAAUGUCCAACAAACAGGAUAGCAACUCAUCAGAGGGAGAGGAGAAAGGGUGGCCCGAUGUCCCCAAAAGAAAGAGGAAGAACAGCCAGUGUUCUGUGAAGAGCAUGUCUGCUCUUAGUGUCUCUGUUGCAGGGUAUAUCCCCAGCUACCUGGAGAAGGAUGAGCCCUGUGUAGUGUGUGGGGACAAAGCCACUGGAUAUCACUACCGCUGUAUCACCUGUGAAGGCUGCAAGGGUUUCUUUCGCAGGACUAUUCAGAAGAAUCUUCACCCUUCCUACUCGUGUAAAUAUGAAGGCUGCUGCAUCAUUGACAAGAUCACUCGAAACCAGUGCCAGCUGUGCCGCUUCAAGAAGUGUAUCUCUGUGGGCAUGGCAAUGGACUUGGUGCUGGAUGACUCGAAGCGUGUGGCCAAGCGGCGGCUGAUAGAGCAGAACCGUGAGAAGAGGAAGAAGGAGGAGAUGGUGCGAAUGUUGCAGCUGAGGCCGGAGCCUGAUAGCUCAGAGUGGGAGCUCAUCAGGAUGGUCACCGAAGCCCACAAGAAUACCAACGCACAGGGCUCCAGCUGGAAACAGAAACGCAAGUUCAUGCCAGAUGACAUUGGCCAGGGGUCCAUGGUGCCCACCUCUGAUGGGGAUAAGGUGGACCUGGAAGCUUUCAGUGAGUUCACCAAGAUCGUGACACCGGCAAUCACCCGUGUGGUAGACUUCGCCAAGAAGCUCCCUAUGUUUUCUGAGUUACCGUGUGAGGACCAGAUCAUCCUCCUGAAGGGCUGCUGUAUGGAGAUUAUGUCCCUCCGGGCCGCUGUGCGCUAUGACCCGGAGAGUGAGACACUCACGCUCAGUGGAGAGAUGGCCGUGAAGCGGGAGCAGCUGAAGAACGGCGGUCUGGGAGUGGUGUCAGACGCCAUCUUUGAUUUGGGCAAAAGCUUGGCCCAGUUCAACUUGGAUGACACAGAAGUGGCGCUGAUGCAGGCUGUGCUGCUCAUGAGUUCAGACCGCUCAGGACUAACCAGUGUGGACAAGAUCGAGCAGUGUCAGGAGUCCUUCUUGCUGGCGUUCGAGCACUACAUCAACUACAGAAAGCACAACAUUCCCCACUUCUGGCCCAAACUGCUGAUGAAAGUUACGGACCUGCGCAUGAUCGGAGCAUGCCACGCCAGCCGCUUCCUCCACAUGAAGGUGGAGUGUCCUAACGAACUUUUCCCACCACUCUUCCUCGAGGUGUUUGAGGACCAGGAAGUCUAACUGUAAAACACAGGCCAUGACUUAGGACACAACACAACAAUACAGCCACUAUCACAUUCAGUUCAAAAGUA